This is a messenger RNA of Lolium perenne, 1293 nucleotides long. The record is from RefSeq and is a predicted model, not a curated record. Lineage: Eukaryota; Viridiplantae; Streptophyta; Magnoliopsida; Poales; Poaceae.
AUGAGCCACCGCCGCCGUCGACGACUCUCGUUGUCAUCGCCGGAAUUGGUGAAUCCACUGGAUGAUGAUGACCUCCUCCACGAGAUCAUGUUGCGCCUCCCGCCGCAGCCCCCCUACCUCUUGCGUGCAUCCAUCGUCUCCAAGCGCUGGCGCCGCCUCGCCACCGACCGCAAGUUCCUCCACCGCUUCCGCAUCCACCACCGGAAGCCUCCCAUCCUCGGUGAUUUCUCGUAUCAACGCGGAAAAUUCUUGUUCAGAUCCUACCUCGAUCCACCCUACCGCAUCCCUCCCGAGCGCUUCUCCCUACAACCCAGCGGCAGCAAGCAAUGGACUUGCCUCGACUGCCGCCAUGGAUUCCUACUCUUUGAUGACAUGAUAUCGAGUCAGGUAAUUGUGUGGGACCCCAUCACAGAUGACCUCCACAUCAUUCCAUAUCCGCUGCGGUUCCACGAAUCUAGGAUUGUGCUAAUCCAGAGUGGGGCGGUGCUCUGUGCUGCUGCCGACCAGGGCCAUGUUCAUGGCGCCUGCCACUCGAGCCCUUUCAAAGUGGUUGUGCUGAGCAGCUACCCGCACAAAGAUGAAGCCGCCAAUGAAAUUAUCACCUUCGCAAGCGUUUACUCUUCAGACACUGUUGGCAUAUGGAGUGAUCUCGUAUCAACAACACUUCCGUGGAGCGCUAUAAUGUUUCCAAUUCGCAGCACACUUGUCGGUAACACCCUUCACUGGCUGCUUGCGAUGAAUACCACUGGCAUACUUGAGUUUGAUUUGGAUACACAGAGGCUCGCUGUGACCAAGAGGCCUCUUGGUGCUCCUCCUUGCGAUGAUAGUGUUGAGAUCAUCCAGUCAGAGGAUGGCGGUGUUGGCUUCGCUGCAUUGUCUGGCCCUCGCUACCGCCCAUGUUUGCAAAUAUGGGACAGGAAGGUCGAUCCUCAUGGAGUUAUCACAUGGGUGUUGCGGAAGACUCUUGAACUGCAGAAGAUUCUUGGAUUGGAGUCUAGGAUUGAGAAUAACAAAUUAUCUAUGCUGCACUAUUCGGAUGAUGUUCAUGCCAUCUUUUUGCGGGUGCAGUCAUCUGUCUACAUGGUUCAGCUUGAAUCUAUGCAGUCUAAGGAACUUAUCAGCUAUGGCGUGAGCAGGGUGAAGGAGUCCAGUCCUUUGCGCAUGGGCGUCGGGGUCAGCUGCCUGGCCUUGCGUCACCACUCAUCAAGGGAGGCGGCGUCGUCGUCGGGCGGCUGGCAAGUCAUGCGUAGACGAGCCAGCACCUCAUGCCAGACCUAUCGUGAGAAAGGAUAG